CAUAUCGUAAACAAUUCCGUUACUUCGUUCCAAACAAACAUUUUUUUCUAGGAAAAAUAAUCUUUAAGUUAUUCAACCAAUCUACAAUUAUGUCAGACGAUGAAAAAGUACAAGUUAACGUUGAAUAUUGUGGAACGUGCGGCCAUGUGAAACAAUUUAUGGACAUAGUUCAACAAAUUCAAGAAGCUACACCUGGCGUUGAAGUAACUGGAUUUGCGGGAAGACAAGCAUCUUUUGAAGUGCAUGUUAAUGGAGAAUUGGUUUAUUCAAAAUUGCAAACCUUAGCUUUUCCCGACUUUAAAGAAACAACGGAGAUGGUUAAAGGUGUAACUGAGGGUAAACCUAUAACUAAAAUUAUAAAACAACAGCCAAUAACUUGUGUGAUUUCUUAA
Phymastichus coffea is the source of this 392-nucleotide messenger RNA. RefSeq names its product migration and invasion enhancer 1. Bases 90 to 392 code for a protein of 100 amino acids. The transcript is spliced from 3 exons. The record is from RefSeq and is a predicted model, not a curated record. NCBI's taxonomy places the organism in Eukaryota, Metazoa, Arthropoda, Insecta, Hymenoptera, Eulophidae. Gene Ontology annotation, biological process: negative regulation of apoptotic process; positive regulation of filopodium assembly.